Molecule: messenger RNA, 576 nt
Organism: Amphimedon queenslandica
Lineage: Eukaryota; Metazoa; Porifera; Demospongiae; Haplosclerida; Niphatidae
Exons: 1
Coding region: 1-576 (191 amino acids)
Source: RefSeq, a predicted model, not a curated record
AUGACUACUGUUGAUCCUGCACAACUGAAGAGGACUAGAACUGGCCACAGGGGAGUAGCCACCAGAAGGAUAGGAGAGGUUGAGGCCAUUUUAGCAUCUCCAGAUCCAGGCAAGAUUAGGCUAGUCCAGCUCAGACUUGGAAUUAGGGAGACACUUGACAGUCUCAGACAACUGGAAAAGGAUCUUCUACCGCACAUACCUGAGGAUGAGGUGACUAAUGAAAUUGAACGGAACGAGAAGGUAAAGGACGAGAUAUUUGCUGCGUUAGCCAAAAUUGAGUCAUUGCUUUCAGAGACUGCAGCUACUACUGCUCCAACAUCACCAGCCGUGAUAGCUCCUCCUCGUACGACAAGAUUACCAAAACUCACUCUCAAGAGCUUUCACGGGAAUCUCACUGGUUGGGGGGUAUUUUGGGAUGCUUACAAGGCGGCUGUUCAUCUAAAUACAAGUCUGUCUGAUGCAGAGAAAUUUGCAUAUCUCAAUUCAUUACUGGAGGGAAAGGCCAGAGAAGCUGUCGCGGGAUUGUCCAUUACAGACGCGAACUACACAGAAGCAGUAACUAUACUGGAGAGCUGA